GAUCUCAGACACUGAUGCGCUGAAGAACCAAAGGGGUACCGACUUCGUCCACAUAUCGGAAAAUUUACACUACACUGCGGGUUCAGGUCCCGUGCCCAUCUCGCAAAUCUCAACUUGUGGAAGAUCAAGGCGGAACAAUGCGUUAUUACGGCAGAAAGGGACAACCUUGUUGGAGGGGACAUGGUGAUGGGAAAGAUACCUCAGAGCCGACUUACAAAUUGCACCACUUGCAACACCACCAAAGGCGCACCAACCACCACCACCACCGGCGACACCUCCGACAGACCAAGGGGAAGGGGCACACCGGCACCAGACUCGACCACAUGGGACGGGAACACAACUCGUUUUCGUUUUCACUCAAAAACAUUCAUCCCUCAACACAGUACAAGUACGUGGAUCUUUCUGACGUCAGAUACGGUGUUGCUCUGCCCGGUUGCAUGGGAUAUCCAAAUUCGCUGGUCAUAUAUCCAUUUGUCCCCAAUUCCCGUCUUUGCUUUGCCAAACAAAAAGAACACCAGUCCCACCACGAAAGUCACCACCAAUCCGUCUCCCCUCCUCACCACGAUGCACCACCACCAACACCACCACCACCACCACUACUGCCACUACCAUUACCACUACACUAGCACUACUGUUACCGCCGGCGCCACCACUCACCUUCACUACAAUUCACCGCCGCCAAAGCCAAAGGCGCAACAAAACAGAGCCCUUCAUCACAUUGAAAACACAGCAAACACAAUUUCUCAGGGCGCAUCGAAAACACAGCAAAACAAUCGGAACUUCUCGGUCCAGUCGGAAACAUACUAAACAAUUGUGCAGAUCAGAGCAAAAGAUAUCAUACAUGAUUCCAGACGCCAGACUCCAGAUCCCUGAGGAUUCAAAAAAAAAACAGCACACCACGCCAACGGACGCAAAAGAAUG
Messenger RNA from Neurospora tetraspora, 921 nucleotides. RefSeq lists its product as uncharacterized. NCBI's taxonomy places the organism in Eukaryota, Fungi, Ascomycota, Sordariomycetes, Sordariales, Sordariaceae. Bases 181 to 807 code for a protein of 208 amino acids. The record is from RefSeq and is a predicted model, not a curated record. The transcript has a single exon.